AUGUGUGGCUUCCUCAGAGGUCAUCUGGUAUCUCCACCUGCUGAAACCAUUAAUGGGGCGUGGGGGCAAUGGAGCACUUGGUCAACAUGUUCCACCUCGUGUCGCAGUGGUACUUCACAGAGAACAAGACAAUGUGACAGUCCCCCGCCCUCAAACGGAGGGUCAGGCUGUAGUGGUAACAGUGUAGAGCCAAUUACCUGUAACGCCAACGUCCCCUGUCCAGAUCCCGCUGAUACCUUAGGUACCGAGUUUUUGCUACUGUUCCAAGAGAACCAUAUAAUCCACAGCCCCGGGCUUCCUCUCAAGGUGUUCAUUACUAAUCCUAACACUGAGGCGGUUACGGUUACAAUCGAUACUCCAGCGGCCACGGGUCUAACUUACUACCACAGUGUCACAUUUUCCAUCCCACCUUCAUCUUCCACAGUCAAGCUCCUCAGCAAUGAGCUUCGUAUGACAGGAAGUACCAAAAGUAAAAAAGGCAUACGUGUGUCUUCCACAAAAGACGUGACAGUAGCCGGAAUGAAUAAAGAGUACCUAUCAACAGACAGUUUUGUUGUAAUACCGACCGAUCAUCUUGGAACGAAGCAUUUUGGAAUCUGUGCCUUUCCUACUGGCCGAGGUUGCCAGAUUGGAAUCACAACAAAAUUAGAUAACACCCAUGUAAACAUAACUCUGCCACCGUCACCUAACAUCGUGUCCGGUCGAAAGCGGAGAGCCACGACAUACGAUGGAAUCACGAAAUCCCCUGGUGACGUCAUCAGCGUCUCACUAGGCCCGUACGAAUCCGUUCAGAUCCAAAGUGGUGACGAUCUGUCGGGUGCCAGAAUAGACUCAGACAAUCCAGUCGCUGUCUUCAGCGGAAAUGUUCAAGUACAGAUUGGCUUAGGCACUGCACAGGACCACGCCGUUGAUCAGAUAUUACCCACUGAAACUUGGGGUAAGAAGUUUGUUACCGUUCCUAUCCCUGAGCGCACGAUCUACAAGCCUGGAGACAUGUUUAAAAUUAUUGGUAGCCAGUCAAACACCACUGUGGACGUGAUCCAUAUGGCUGAUGUUAGGAGAUACACUAUCCCCAACGAAGGGGACGUUUUGCAGAUUAUUACUGGAGCUGGUUUAGACUCAGUUUGCAGUUACAUAGAGACAGACAAACCUGUUCUAGUGACACAAAUUGUUCAGAGUCAGAUUGGCACCAACGAACCGUCCGACCCGUCGCUCAUUAUAGUGCCUUCCGUAGAGCAAUGGCUACCAAUGUAUUCCUUUACUUUACCCGACAUGGACAAUGGGACUGCUUACACAAACUUUGUCAUGAUUGCGGUUGAAAAAUCACAGAAAAACAACAUCUUGCUUGACGGAGCAACGCUUCCUUCUGGGUUAGAUUGGUGUGAUAUACCUACCACCGAGUACACAGGGACGUCACUGCGAGUUCCCGCCGGAUACCACCAGAUGCGGAACAUCUAUUUGAACAAGCCUUUCGCACUUUUGUUGUAUGGCGUGGGUAAUUCUUCUGAGAGCUUUGGGUAUCCAGCAGGGAUGAGGCUAACUGAUCUUACGACAUGCACACCGUUCACCCAGACAGCAGAGGGGGAUAAUAAAGAUAACGACUGCGAUGGUUUGGUGGACGAAGAAAUUUGCGGCGACUCCAUAGGUUCAAAUAGAAUUGAACACAUUGAUAAAUAUAUUUCCCAUAUAUAUAUCUAUUAG
Messenger RNA from Lingula anatina, 1701 nucleotides. RefSeq lists its product as uncharacterized. Lineage: Eukaryota; Metazoa; Brachiopoda; Lingulata; Lingulida; Lingulidae. The record is from RefSeq and is a predicted model, not a curated record.